AAUCUUUCUCUGUGCUAUGUGAUUAUAUAAAAUUAAUUUUGUUUGAAUAUAGCGACAUGUAAAAGAGACUACAUUUAUAUAUAAUAAUAAAUAAACAAAUAUAUUACAUAUUUCAUUACUGUCAAUAUAAUAUUACUAAAAAUAAAAUUUUUGGAAUAAGUAAGAUGAAAAUUGGAGUCGUUAUAUUAUUAUCCUUGCUUGUAAAUAUUGAAUCUAAAAGAAAGCACCAUAGAAGAAGACACAAGCUUACUGCCAAUAACGAGGCUAGCGAAACCGUUCCGUAUAACUAUGCUUAUCCUACUACCUCAGUAGAUUCCCAUCAACUUACAUCCAGCGAUGCAAAAGCUGAAAAUGAUCGUUCUAAUGUUCAACCUGAUCAACAAAAAAUAUCAUGGAAAAACCACACUAUACCUUAUUUAAAAGAAUACAUGGAUGAAAUUGGUGAAGGAAAAGUCAAACAUCAUAACUACGAAUCUCUAACAUGGUUUAUGAAGUUUUACGCUGAAGAAUACCCUGAGAUUGCGAGGAUGUAUGAGAUAGGAACAACAGUCCAAAAUCGAAAAAUGUGGGUAAUGGAGAUCAGUGAUAAUGUUGGGUUUCAUGAACCAGGUGAACCUGAAAUGAAAUAUAUUGGAAAUGUUCAUGGAAACGAAGUAAUUGGUAGAGAGAUACUUCUUCAACUUAUAAAAUAUUUGUGUGAAAGUUACGGUAAGGACGAAAAAGUAACUGACCUGGUAGACAAAACAAGAAUUCAUAUAUUGCCUUCAAUGAACCCUGACGGAUACGAACUUGCUGCCGCAAGGAAAAAGAGCGAAAGUCCUGAUGUUACAGAAGAUGUAAUCGGACGUUUAAACGCAAAUGGAGUUGAUUUAAAUAGGAAUUUCCCAGAUCAAUUUUUUGAAUUGAAUACUGAAACAUUUGAACCAGAAACAGCUGCUGUUAUUUCUUGGAUAAAAAAAUAUCCUUUUACUUUGUCGGCAAGUUUUCACAGCGGAGCACUUGUUGUCACAUAUCCUUUUGAUGACUCUCCCUCAGGUCAAUCUGCAUACAGCGCUACACCUGAUGACGAUUUAUUUCGUCAAAUAGCUAAGUCUUAUUCUGAAAAUCAUCCACAAAUGCACUUAGCAAAUCCAAAAAUGAAUUGCACACAUGCACUAAAACGGUUCACAGACGGUAUCAGCAAUGGGGCUGCAUGGUCUUCACUUAAUGGAGGUAUGCAAGAUUAUAACUACGUGCGCUCAAAUUGUUAUGAAGUAACAGUAGAGUUAGGAUGCCAUAAGUUUCCAAGAGAAGAAGACCUCGAAUCUUAUUGGAGAGAUAACAAAAAACCAUUGAUAAAAUUUAUUGAAAUGGCUAGCAAAGGAAUUAAAGGUUUUGUUAAAGAUGAAAACGGUAACUCUAUAAAAGGAGCACGAAUUAGCAUUGGUGAUAGAAAACACGACAUUCGUUCAGCAGAAGAUGGUGACUAUUGGAGACUUUUAGUACCGGGAACCUACGAAGUUGAAUGUCGUGCUAAAGGGUUUCAUGCAGUUUCAAAAAAUGUUGAGGUAGGAACUGGUGAUGCUGUAUUUGUAAAUUUCACAAUGGUUCCAAAAGUGGAAGAUGAAUUGGAAGCAACUUUAGGACACGUAAAUAAGGCAACGUUCAUUACACACGAUGUGAUGUAUAGAUAUGAUGGUCGAGAUUCAGGAAACGCUGUUCCUAAAGAAGUUAUAAAAAAUGUUGAGGAACAACAAGCCGGACGCGAAGGAGUAACAGAAGUACACGAGGCAACAAACAGUGAAGAUAGUUUUGGAAGUGGUAGUGGGUUAGACGAGGCAACACAAGCUCAAAAACUUGCAGAAUCUUUAGCAAUUAAUACAGUACCCAUAUCAAAGUCAAUGCGCCAUUCGCACGCAGCUAAACGUAUUUAUGAGCGCGAAUAUGUUCCAAUUCCGAAAGAAAAAAGAGCUAAAAUUUCACGUCCUGAAAAAAAGAAAAUAAAAGUAGAAAAAAAAAACAAAAAAAGCUCAAAACCUAAAACAACAGCAAAAAAUCUGAUGGGAAUCAAAGGUGCAGCGAAUAACACAAACAAUACUUCUUCAAUUGAAAAACAACAAGAUCAAAAAAACGGCAGCAACGCCACUGAUAAUGAAAAUGUUCUAAAGGCCGUUGAGUCUAUGUUCCACAUUAAACCAUCUAUUGGAAUGCAUGUUAGAUGCAAAAUAACAGGAAAAUCAGAACCUAUUAAAGGAACUCUUAAGUAUAUGGGUCAUAUAAAAAAUCUUCCCAAAAAAAGCAAUAUAAUUGUAGCAGGGAUUGAACUUGAUCACGAAGAAGAUUUAGGAACGGACGGUACAUUUUUAGGUAAAAGAUAUUUUAUAUCUCCAAGUAAAAAAGGUUACUUUGUACCAAUGAAAAAUUGCAGCCCGGUAUAAAAACGCUGUUAGUGUGGUGUAACCAUACAAUUGUAACUAUGUGAAGUUUAAUCGUUAGGUGAAUAUUUGUAAAUAUUUUAUAAAAAAAAUACAAAAACAUCUUCACACAAAA
This is a messenger RNA of Hydra vulgaris (swiftwater hydra), 2529 nucleotides long. RefSeq names its product carboxypeptidase D. Gene Ontology annotation, biological process: protein processing; peptide metabolic process. Gene Ontology annotation, molecular function: zinc ion binding; metallocarboxypeptidase activity. The record is from RefSeq and is a predicted model, not a curated record. Lineage: Eukaryota; Metazoa; Cnidaria; Hydrozoa; Anthoathecata; Hydridae.